AUGAUCAACAAGAUCAAAGCAUUGUAUCGUGCUGGGAAUCUUACAACAACAAGCUUACUUGGCUGGUCUGUUUUUCUCUUAGCACUUCACCCCGAAUGGCAAGAAAAAGCCAGAAAGGAAGUGGUUACAUUCUGUGGCCUUGAAUUACCAACUUCUGAUGCAAUUGCAAGACUAAGAACAAUGAACAUGAUACUUAAUGAAUGUAUGAGAUUGUAUCCUCCAGCUAUUACAGUUACAAGGAAGGUUAAAAGAGAAGUUAGACUAGGGAGCAUGACUCUUCCAGCUAACAUGACAAUGUUCAUGUCAAUUCUGGCACUGCACCAUGAUCCUCAAAUAUGGGGUGAAGACGUUCACAUCUUCAAACCGGAGAGGUUUGCAGAAGCGGUAGCUAAAGCAACUAACAACAAUGCAGCAGCAUUUUUUCCCUUCGGGUUCGGACCUCAUACUUGUGUUGGUCAAAAUUUCACAACGAACGAAGCAAAGAUUGCCUUGUCGAUGAUUUUGCAGCGUUAUAAGUUCACUCUGUCACCUAAUUAUGUGCAUUAUCCAAAUAAUAUACAAUUGUACCAUUAUUGA
Messenger RNA from Solanum verrucosum, 576 nucleotides. RefSeq names its product cytochrome P450 CYP749A22-like. The record is from RefSeq and is a predicted model, not a curated record. The coding region runs from base 1 to 576 and encodes 191 amino acids. The transcript is spliced from 2 exons. Lineage: Eukaryota; Viridiplantae; Streptophyta; Magnoliopsida; Solanales; Solanaceae. Gene Ontology annotation, molecular function: heme binding; oxidoreductase activity, acting on paired donors, with incorporation or reduction of molecular oxygen; iron ion binding.